Molecule: messenger RNA, 861 nt
Organism: Lichtheimia ornata
Lineage: Eukaryota; Fungi; Mucoromycota; Mucoromycetes; Mucorales; Lichtheimiaceae
Exons: 9
Coding region: 1-861 (286 amino acids)
Biological process (GO): protein phosphorylation
Molecular function (GO): protein kinase activity; ATP binding
Source: RefSeq, a predicted model, not a curated record
AUGUUCCAACAACCGCUGUUUUUCAAGACCACACAGCGUCAUAUCGAUCCAUCCUUGGAAUCGAUCGACCGGCCGUUCUUGGACAAGAUGGCCCUUGCUGACUUGGUGGAGUUUUGUCAAGAUCGUGGAUUGCGUACAACUGGCAGCAAAGCUGAGUUGAUUGAUGAUCUAUUGCAUUGGAAAGAAGACACGCGACCUGUGCCUGCGCCUUCAACACCGCAGCUCUUUGAUGAUGAUGAUUAUCCUUUUUCUUCCGCAACAGCCGAACAACAACGCCUCGAGCAACAACGACUCGAGCUCAACUCGCGUGAAUUUUCAGCUUUGUUUUUGGAUGGCAGCCCUGGAUUAGAUAUUCCUUAUGAAGAAUUACGAUUUGGAAGAAGAUUAGGGUGCGGUGGCUUCAAGGAUUGUUAUGCAGGCAUGUACAAGGGCGAGCCUGUAGCUAUUGGCGAGUUACGAUUGACUCAAUUCAACGAGGUGGAUCUGCAAGAAAUCAAGCAUGAGAUUAAUGUGCUCAAGCAACUCCGUCAUGAGAACGUGAUCCGUUUCAUUGGCGUAUGCACCAACCCACAACAUCUGUGCAUCAUCACUGAAAUGUGCGAAAAAGGUGACCUGUUUGACGUGAUCCGAAAAUACAAAAAGCCGAGCUUUGCACAACAGGUCAGCUACAUGUAUGACAUUGCCUUGGGGGUUUCCUAUCUCCAUCAAAGAAGGCCAUCCAUCAUCCAUAGGGAUCUCAAGUCAAUGAAUAUCUUGAUUUCGAGGGAUGAUCGAGCCAAGGUCAAUGAUUUUGGUCUUGCACGUAUCCGACCUAAAUCCAAUGCGCUUAUGCAUACGCAGUGCGGGACUCCGAAUUGGUAA